GCACCCGUGAGGGAACUGAAAGCAAUUCUUGCAGCCAAUGACGAACAAGAACCACGCCGGUGUACCAAUAGCGUAGCGUUUUCGCCAGUAAAUAUAACCUCGACGGUAUUAAAAUUUUCAUUUAUACUAAAAUUCGAAAUCACUGUUACGAGUGCUACGACCGGCGAACGCGUAGAAGGAACUCAUCGAAACCCAGUCCGUAGCGAGAUUAAUAAAUUUACGAGAAAAACAGUCGGUAUGCUGCGACUGUUGAGGACAUUGGAAUUGCCGCGGCCGCGGCGGUGCUUUUCCACUGCAACCAUCCCGGCACCGGAAACAAAUCCAUCGAUUCUAUAUACCGGGAUUUUCAUCGACAACGAAUGGCACCGUUCCAAAUCAGGGAAAACGUUUCCCACUCUGAACCCUGCCACCGGAGAAACGAUUGCCGACGUACAGGAAGGUGAUUCCGCGGACAUCGAUAUAGCCGUGGAAGCGGCCAACAAAGCGUUUAGAUUGGGUUCGACAUGGAGAACCAUGAAUGCUUCUUAUCGCGGUGUAUUGUUGAAUAGAUUGGCCGAUUUAAUGGAACGCGAUCGUACUUAUCUCGCGUCGUUGGAAACGUUGGACAAUGGUAAACCUUAUUCCGUGGCGUACGGGUUCGAUGUACCAGCAAGCAUAGCGUCCCUGAGAUAUUACGCUGGAUGGGCAGAUAAAAAUCAUGGUCAAGUAAUUCCGAUGGACGGACAAUACUUGGCUUACACACGCCACGAACCAGUUGGCGUUUGUGGACAAAUUAUCCCGUGGAAUUUCCCCCUUUUAAUGGCGGCCUGGAAAUUGGGACCUGCUUUAGCUACGGGAAACGUUAUCGUUCUAAAGCCCGCAGAACAGACACCGUUAACGGCUUUAUACAUGGCUCAAUUAACUAAGGAAGCUGGAUUUCCUAGCGGAGUAGUUAAUGUUGUUCCUGGUUUCGGUAAAGCUGGAGCAGCCCUAGUCGCUCACGAUAAGGUUGACAAAAUUGCUUUUACCGGUUCAACCCAAGUUGGACAACUAAUAAAACAGGGCGCGGCUACGAGCAACUUGAAAAGGACCACGCUUGAACUGGGUGGAAAAUCGCCCAACAUAAUUUUCAAGGAUUCCGAUCUCGAUCACGCUGUCGAAACAGCUCAUUUCGGUUUAUUUUUCAACAUGGGUCAAUGCUGCUGCGCUGGAUCCAGAACUUUCGUCGAGGACAGUAUUUACGAUGAAUUUGUCGAGAAAAGUGCCGCACGCGCCAAGUCUCGAGUUGUCGGUGAUCCGUUUGAUUCGAACGUCGAGCAAGGUCCACAGAUCGAUCAGGAACAAUCGGAUAAGAUUCUGUGUAUGAUCAAGUCGGGCAAAGAACAGGGAGCCCAGCUAGUUGCAGGUGGUACGCGCGUCGGUGACAAGGGCUACUUUAUCGCACCUACUGUGUUCGCCAACGUUAAGGACGAUAUGACCAUUGCCAAAGAAGAGAUCUUUGGACCGGUUCAACAAAUUCUCAAGUUCAGCAGCUUAAACGAAGUAAUAAACCGAGCAAACGCCACCGAUUAUGGAUUGGCAGCAGCAGUUUUCACAAAGGACAUUGACAAGGCGAAUUACAUUGUUCAAGGACUCCGAGCAGGCACCGUUUGGGUUAAUACGUACAACGCACUGGCGCCACAAGUACCAUUCGGCGGUUAUAAAAUGUCAGGACACGGAAGGGAACAGGGCAAAUAUGGCCUCGAGGCGUACACGGAAGUGAAGAGUGUAAUAGUUAAAGUUAACCAAAAAAAUAGUUGAGGUAAUCUUCUCCAACUCGCGCAUUUUACCCGGCAUUGUACAAUUACUAUUUCUUAUUUUUUAUUUUUCAUUUUUCAUAUUUUUUUAAACAUUUUUUAACAGUAUAAACCAUAAUUGAAAUAAACAUUUCUAUAAUUUA
Molecule: messenger RNA, 1918 nt
Organism: Hylaeus anthracinus
Lineage: Eukaryota; Metazoa; Arthropoda; Insecta; Hymenoptera; Colletidae
Gene: Aldh
Product: aldehyde dehydrogenase, mitochondrial
Exons: 9
Coding region: 238-1779 (513 amino acids)
Molecular function (GO): aldehyde dehydrogenase (NAD+) activity
Source: RefSeq, a predicted model, not a curated record